GCUCCUUCCCCUCUGCCAUCAGGGAGGAGGUACAGGAGCCUGAAGACACACACUCAGUGAUUCAGGAACAGCUUCUUCCCCUCUGCCAUCAGGGAGGAGGUACAGGAGCCUGAAGACACACACUCAAUGAUUCAGGAACAGCUUCUUCCCCUCUGCCAUCAGGGAGGAGGUACAGGAGCCUGAAGACACACACUCAACGAUUCAGGAACAGCUUCUUCCCCUCCACCAUCAAAUUUCUGAAUGGACAAUGAACCCGUGAAAUCUACCUCAGUAAUUUUUUUUGUUUGUUUUUUUUUCUCUAUUUAUUUAAUACAUAUAUAUUCUUAUUGUAAUUUUCAGUUUUUUAAUUAUGUAUUGCAAUGCACUGCUGAUGCAAAGGAACAAUUCCACAACAAAUGCCGGUGAUAUUAAACCUGUUUCUGAUUUAUUAGAUUUCUGAAAUAUGUAAUGUUCUCUUUUUGCAUUACAUAUUUAUUUUUUGUGGUGGCGAGGUGGAGACACAUCUCUACCAAAGGAGGUGUAAGGUGCUCCUUCCCUCCGCUAGCCUGCAGUCACCCUUGGGCAAGGUGUAGCACCUGCUUAGCCCCCGAUCAGGGUCACGUGAAUCCAUGGGGGCAGGUGGUGGAUGGUCGUAUGAGCAGCUGGUGUACAUCACAAGUCCUGGUUAUGCGAGCACUGACGCCAGGCAGACAAUCUCUGAAGAGAAUCGAUAAUGGCUGGGGUCACCCAUCUUGUAAAGACACUGUCCGGAAGGGAGCAAUGGCAGACCACUUCCUUGCCAAGAACAAUCUUGGUCAUAAACCAUGAUCACCCACAUCAUAUGACACGGCAGAUAUCCAUGAUAAAUUUUUUAAAAACAUAAUUCUUAUUGUAACCUACUGUAAUUUUUUUUAAGUCUUGCAGCGUAUUUCUGUCAUGAAACCACAAAUUUCAUGACAUAUACCAGUGAUAAUAAACCUGAUUCUGAUUCUCUGAAGCAUUUCGACAUCACCAGCUAAACUUUCAGCUCGGUUUGAAGUGGAAGUGAAGGCAGGAGUUGAUGGAACCAAAGCCAUAUUUGGGCUGAACAUCAACACAAGUCAACACUCCCUGCCUGGGGGAGUUCAAUCUUUGCUCAAUGCCCACAACUUUCGACCAUAAAAGGAUGAAUAACUCAUCUAGAUUCAGAGCCAAAGCUGAGGGAGAGAACGUGGCCAGCUCACUUUUGUACAAACAGUUACUCGACCAAGUUCCAUUCCCACAUGAGAAUCAGGCUUGAAACCACUGGCAUGUGCUGAAAAAUGUGUUGUUUUGCAGCAGCAAAAUAUUACAACACAAAAAAUAGUCUAAAAGAACUAUAAAUUACAACAAGAAAUUUUAAGUUAACUAAGUAGAGGGCACGGCCCAGUCCGUCAUGGGUAAAGCCCUCCCCUCCAUUGAGCACAUCUACACAGAGGGCUGUUGCAGGAAAGGAGCAUCCAUCAUCAGGGACCCCCACCACCCAGGCCGAGCUCUCUUCUCACUGCUGUCAUCAGGGACCCCCACCACCCAGGCCAUGCUCUCUUCUCACUGCUGUCAUCAGGGACCCCCACCACCCAGGCCGAGCUCCCUUCUCACUGCUGUCAUCAGGGACCCGCACCACCCAGGCCGAGCUCUCUUCUCACUGCUGAGAUCAGGACCCCACCACCAGGCCGAGCUCCCUUCUCACUGCUGUCAUCAGGGACCACACCACCCAGGCCGAGCUCUCUCCUCGCUGCUGUCAUCAGGAUCCCCACCACCCAGGCCGAGCUCUCUUCUCACUGCUGAGAUCAGGACCCCACCACCAGGCCGAGCUCUCUUCUCACUGCUGUCAUCAGGGACCACACCACCCAGGCCGAGCUCUCUCCUCGCUGCUGUCAUCAGGAUCCCCACCACCCAGGCCGAGCUCUCUUCUCACUGCUGUCAUCAGGGACCCCACCACCGAGGCCGAGCUCCCUUCUCACUGCUGUAAUCAGAGACCCCCACCACCCAGGCCGAGCUCUCUUCUCACUGCUGUAAUCAGGGACACCCACCACCCAGGCCGAGCUCUCUUCUCACUGCUGUAAUCAGGGACACCCACCACCCAGGCCGAGCUCUCUUCUCACUGCUGUCAUCAGGGACCCCACCACCCAGGCCGAGCUCUCUUCUCACUGCUGUCAUCAGGGACACCCAACACCCAGGCCGAGCUCUCUUCUCACUGCUGUAAUCAGGGACCCCCACCACCCAGGCCGAGCUCUCUUCUCACUGCUGUAAUCAGAGACCCCCACCACCCAGGCCGAGCUCUCUUCUCACUGCUGAGAUCAGGACCCCACCACCCAGGCCGAGCUCUCUUCUCACUGCUGUAAUCAGGGACCCCCACCACCCAGGCCGAGCUCUCUUCUCACUGCUGUAAUCAGAGACCCCCACCACCCAGGCCAUGCUCUCUUCUCACUGCUGUCAUCAGGGACCCCACCACCCAGGCCAUGCUCUCUUCUCACUGCUGUCAUCAGGGACCCCCACCACCCAGGCCAUGCUCUCUUCUCACUGCUGUCAUCAGGGACCCCCACCACCCAGGCCGAGCUCUCUUCUCACUGCUGUCAUCAGGGACCCCACCACCCAGGCCGAGCUCUCUUCCCACUGCUGUAAUCAGGGACCCCCACCACCCAGGCCGAGCUCUCUUCUCAGUGCUGUCAUCAGGGACCCCCACCACCCAGGCCGAGCUCUCUUCUCACUGCUGUCAUCAGGGACCCCACCACCCAGGCUGAGCUCUCUUCCCACUGCUGUCAUCAGGGACCCCCACCACCCAGGCCGAGCUCUCUUCUCACUGCUGUCAUCAGGGACCCCCACCACCCAGGCCAUGCUCUCUUCUCACUGCUGUCAUCAGGGACCCCCACCACCCAGGCCGAGCUCCCUUCUCACUGCUGUCAUCAGGGACCCCCACCACCCAGGCCGAGCUCUCUUCUCACUGCUGAGAUCAGGACCCCACCACCAGGCCGAGCUCUCUUCUCACUGCUGUCAUCAGGGACCCCCACCACCCAGGUCAUGCUCCCUUCUCACUGCUGUAAUCAGAGACCCCCACCACCCAGGCCAUGCUCUCUUCUCACUGCUGUCAUCAGGGACCCCCACCACCCAGGCCGAGCUCUCUUCUCACUGCUGUAAUCAGGGACACCCACCACCCAGGCCGAGCUCUCUUCUCACUGCUGUAAUCAGGGACACCCACCACCCAGGCCGAGCUCUCUUCUCACUGCUGUCAUCAGGGACCCCACCACCCAGGCCGAGCUCUCUUCUCACUGCUGUCAUCAGGGACACCCAACACCCAGGCCGAGCUCUCUUCUCACUGCUGUAAUCAGGGACACCCACCACCCAGGCCGAGCUCUCUUCUCACUGCUGUAAUCAGGGACACCCACCACCCAGGCCGAGCUCUCUUCUCACUGCUGUCAUCAGGGACCCCACCACCCAGGCCGAGCUCUCUUCUCACUGCUGUCAUCAGGGACACCCAACACCCAGGCCGAGCUCUCUUCUCACUGCUGUAAUCAGGGACCCCCACCACCCAGGCCGAGCUCUCUUCUCACUGCUGUCAUCAGGGACACCCAACACCCAGGCCGAGCUCUCUUCUCACUGCUGUAAUCAGAGACCCCCACCACCCAGGCCGAGCUCUCUUCUCACUGCUGAGAUCAGGACCCCACCACCCAGGCCGAGCUCUCUUCUCACUGCUGUAAUCAGGGACCCCCACCACCCAGGUUGAGCUCUCUUCUCACUGCUGUCAUCAGGGACCCCACCACCCAGGCCGAGCUCUCUUCUCACUGCUGUCAUCAGGGACCCCCACCACACAGGUCAUGCUCUCUUCUCACUGCUGUCAUCAGGGACCCCACCACCCAGGCAGAGCUCUCUUCUCACUGCUGUAAUCAGGGACCCCCACCACCCAGGCCGAGCUCUCUUCUCACUGCUGUAAUCAGAGACCCCCACCACCCAGGCCGAGCUCUCUUCUCACUGCUGAGAUCAGGACCCCACCACCCAGGCCGAGCUCUCUUCUCACUGCUGUAAUCAGGGACCCCCACCACCCAGGUUGAGCUCUCUUCUCACUGCUGUCAUCAGGGAACCCACCACCCAGGCCGAGCUCUCUCCUCGCUGCUGUCAUCAGGAUCCCCACCACCCAGGCCGAGCUCUCUUCUCACUGCUGUCAUCAGGGACCCCACCACCCAGGCUGAGCUCUCUUCUCACUGCUGAGAUCAGGACCCCACCACCCAGGCCGAGCUCUCUUCUCACUGCUGAGAUCAGGACCCCACCACCCAGGCCGAGCUCUCUUCUCACUGCUGUAAUCAGGGACCCCCACCACCCAGGCCGAGCUCUCUUCUCACUGCUGUAAUCAGGGAUCCCCACCACCCAGGCCGAGCUCUCUUCUCACUGCUGUCAUCAGGGACCCCCACCACCCAGGCCGAGCUCUCUUCUCAAUGCUGUAAUCAGAGACCCCCACCACCCAGGCUGAGCUCUCUUCUCACUGCUGUAAUCAGAGACCCCCACCACCCAGGCUGAGCUCUCUUCUCACUGCUGUCAUCAGGGACCCCCACCACCCAGGCUGAGCUCUCUUCUCACUGCUGUAAUCAGAG
Messenger RNA from Hypanus sabinus (Atlantic stingray), 4583 nucleotides. RefSeq lists its product as uncharacterized. The transcript has 2 exons. Lineage: Eukaryota; Metazoa; Chordata; Chondrichthyes; Myliobatiformes; Dasyatidae. The record is from RefSeq and is a predicted model, not a curated record. The coding region runs from base 2414 to 3322 and encodes 302 amino acids.